Paraphaeosphaeria sporulosa is the source of this 1511-nucleotide messenger RNA. RefSeq lists its product as uncharacterized. Lineage: Eukaryota; Fungi; Ascomycota; Dothideomycetes; Pleosporales; Didymosphaeriaceae. The transcript has 2 exons. The record is from RefSeq and is a predicted model, not a curated record. Bases 275 to 1111 code for a protein of 278 amino acids.
CGCUGAGGCAGUCUAUCACAUCUUGGCCAAAACGAUUCUGCUUCUCGAGGCCCGGAUAGCCAGGUCCGAUGCCUCAACAUCAAAUCGCAGGUGUUGGGCAGUGUCGAGCUUUGAGGGCUCAGUAGUGGUAUAAGAAGGAGCAGCAACUCGACGGCAGAAGGACAUCAGCGAUCAACAUCUCCAUUCAGCCUCUACAGUAAUCUCUUCUACACACUACUUUCUAUUCGUCUCCUCUUUAAUUGUCUAUUCAAUAAAUCUACUUGACCGGUUCAAGAUGUACUUCACCAAGACCUCCGUUGUCCUCUCUUUCGGCCUCAUGGCCAGCCAGGUUGCUGGUCACGCUGCGGUCAUCAAGGCUGUUGGUGAUGCAGGUGGCCAGGGUUCCGCCAUCGGUGUUGACCCCAACACUCCCCGUGACGGCACUGGCCGCAACCCCUUCCAGCAAGACUCCACCCGCUUCCGAGGAAACGCCGCAGAUGCCUGCGGUGAGACUCUGGGUGGAGGUGACAACAACGUCGAGACUGGUACCGCUCAGGUCAUGCAGCUCAACGGCGGCACCCUUCCUCAGGUCAGCGCUGGCGGUAUGGUCAUGAUGACCCUGCACCAAGUCAACGGUGACGGUGCGGGCCCUUACACUGCUAUGAUCGAUGCUACCGGCACUGGUACACAGUGGACGCCAAUCACAGUCGCCACCAACGUCGACGGUAACGCUCGUGGCCGCAACAACGCCAACGCUAAGACCGAUCUUCCUCUCAAUGUCGCCAUCCCGGCCAACCAGACUUGCACGGGUACUGUCGCUGGCCAGAGCAAUGUCUGCAUGGUCCGCGUCCAGAACCCAGCUCGUGCUGGACCUUUCGGAGGAUGUAUCCCCGUUCAGAUGGCUGGUGCCGCAGCUGCGGCUCCUGCUGCUGCUGCUCCUGCUGCUGCUGCUCCUGCUGCUGCUGCUCCUGCUGCUGCUGCUCCCGCGGCCGCAGCCCCCGCUGCCGCAGCCCCUGUUGCCGCUGGUACUGCCGCUGGAGCUGCCGGAGCUGUGGCUCCUGUUGCUGGCACUGCUGGAACUGCCGCUGCUGCUGCUCCUGUCGCUGGUACUGCCGGAACUGGUAUGUUUUAAUUAAUGCUCAGAGUCGAGUAUCCACUAACAAAUAUCAAGGCACCUCUGCCGCUGCUGGAACUGUUCCCGCUGGCCAAGCCCCAGCCGCCGGUGUCAACUCCGCUGCUGGUGCCACCACGGCCGCUGGUGUCAACACUGACGCUACCACCCUCACCAAGCGCGCCCCCAAGAAGUCCAAGGACGGAGCCCUUGUCACUGACGAUGCCGAGGAGGAGGAGACCAACCCUUCCGGCCGCCGCACCACCAUCGGUGUCUAAGCAUCUCGCACCAGCACGGCCACUACACUGAGCUUCACGGCACAGAAACAAAAAGGGAUUGGAAUUGGGAUUGGGAUCGAGAUCGAGAGUAAUGAUGAUAUACAUACGGCGGGAUAAUGUGGUAGAUACAAGUUGGAUACGGG